This is a messenger RNA of Telopea speciosissima, 474 nucleotides long. RefSeq names its product copper transport protein ATX1-like. The transcript has 3 exons. NCBI's taxonomy places the organism in Eukaryota, Viridiplantae, Streptophyta, Magnoliopsida, Proteales, Proteaceae. The record is from RefSeq and is a predicted model, not a curated record. The coding region runs from base 83 to 343 and encodes 86 amino acids. Gene Ontology annotation, molecular function: metal ion binding.
AUUGCUGGGCUAUUUAUAAUGAAGCUCAAGGAAGGUCCGACUCACGGUAUUUGUUCUCAUUCGGUAUCUUCCACCGGCGAUAAUGGCUCAGACAGUUGUCCUCAAAGUUGCUAUGACUUGUGAAGGUUGUGUUGGGGCUGUAAAGCGGGUGCUUGGCAAAAUGCAAGGUGUGGAAUCGUUGGACAUUGAUUUGAAGGAGCAGAAGGUGACCGUGAAAGGCAAUGUAGAGCCUGAAGCAGUUCUGCAGACUGUGUCCAAGACAGGAAAGAAGACUUCCUUCUGGGAAGCAGAAGCACAAGGUGAAGAUAAACCAAAACCUGCUUCUGCUGAAGCUGUUGCUUGAUGUGUAUGAGUGGCUAUGCACUGUGGUAUUAAUAGAAGAAAAGCUAUGGUUAUAGGUUGAUUUGGUGGACUUGCUACCUGUACUUAAACUGUUCGAAUGGCCAGCCAGUAUUUGAGGGUACUUGAUUGUUA